AUGGCUGGACUGAACUCAAUUCAACGGCCUUAUGGCGCUCCUCUACCCAAGACGGACGUUCAGCUUGCAAGAGAGGCAUAUCAAUAUGUCAAUCGACAGAUCAAGAAAUAUCGGGAGCGCCGACAGUCGAAGGCUGAGGGACGGGCUCACCAAGACGCUGAAUCAGGCUCUAUCAUGAGCAGAGCUGAAACACUCGUCGUCGACGAGAGCGACGAUGAGAAGAAAGAUAAAGAGGCUGCGGAUACAAAAUCGGAAGCCAAGGCUGCGAAGAAAUGA
This is a messenger RNA of Penicillium chermesinum, 276 nucleotides long. RefSeq lists its product as uncharacterized. The record is from RefSeq and is a predicted model, not a curated record. The transcript has a single exon. Bases 1 to 276 code for a protein of 91 amino acids. Lineage: Eukaryota; Fungi; Ascomycota; Eurotiomycetes; Eurotiales; Aspergillaceae.